Molecule: messenger RNA, 343 nt
Organism: Aspergillus heteromorphus CBS 117.55
Lineage: Eukaryota; Fungi; Ascomycota; Eurotiomycetes; Eurotiales; Aspergillaceae
Exons: 3
Source: RefSeq, a predicted model, not a curated record
AUGCGCUUCACACUUGCCACCAUCGCAUCCCUGCUCCUCGCCACUGGCAGUGCGCUGCGCAUCACCAAUCCCACUGCUUCCACCGUUGUGACCCCCGGCGAGGACCUCACCAUCAGCUGGGACGAUGUCAACGAUCUCUCAACCGUAUACCCUUACCUAUGGCACUACCAAGACUCCCCCGACAACGGCUGGUACGAGCCAAUCGGGAACCUGAUCUAUCUCCAAAUCCAGAGUAUGGAUACUGUUUCCUGGGAGACGCUCCAGAGUGCGAUCGCGGAUCAUUCGGGCAAUGCGGCUAGCACCAGCUAUCAAAUCGCUCUCCUUACACCCGAGGAGGCCCAGC